Molecule: messenger RNA, 546 nt
Organism: Haliotis rufescens (red abalone)
Lineage: Eukaryota; Metazoa; Mollusca; Gastropoda; Lepetellida; Haliotidae
Product: integumentary mucin C.1-like
Exons: 2
Source: RefSeq, a predicted model, not a curated record
ACUACUGCUACUACUACAACUACUACCACUAGUACUGCUACUACUACUACUACUACCGCUGCUACUACUACUACUGCUGCUACUACUACUACUACUACUCCUACUACCACUACUACCGCUGCUACUACUACUGCUAUUACUACCACUACUACUACCACUACUACCACUGCUCCUGCUACUACUACUACUACUACUGCUACUACUACUACUACCACUGCUACUACUACUACUGCUGCUACUACUAAUACUACUACUACUACUGCUACUCCUACUACCACUACUACUACUACUACUACCACUGCAACUACUACUACUACUACCACUACUGCUACUACUACUACUACUACUACUACUACUACUACUACUCCUACUACCACUACUACCGCUGCUACUACUACUGCUAUUACUACCACUACUACUACCAUUACUAUUACUACUACUGCUACUACUACUGCUACUACUACCACUGCCACUGCUACUACUACUACCGCUACUACUACUACUACUACUACUACUACUACUGCUACUCCUACUACCACUACAACC